AGACAAGCUGAAGAAUGCAUGAUACGGGCUAAGUACAGGUUUAACAAUGUGAAGUACUUGUUGGGUCAAAUAUGGCUUCUAGGAGUUCCAAAACAGGCAAAGGAAGGGGGAAAAAAGUCCUAAAUCCAAGCGACGCAAACAACGGACGAAAACGCUACCAUUUGAGACCGGUGUCGCUCGAAUCUCGGUCAAAAUUAGCUGAACUGGCUUCUCAAGAGGAGGAAGACGAUUGGUGUGAUUACUGCUUUAAGAGCACAGCUCGUCAUCGUAAGUACGUCCAUUUACGGUCCAAUAGAGAGUGUGCAACAGCCAGGGAACGUAGUCGAAUGCACAGCCUGAACGAUAGCUUCGAUGAGCUACGUAAAGUUAUUCCCAAGACGAACGAUUCAGGUGAAGAGAAACUCUCGAAGAUAGCUACUCUGAGACUAGCUAUUCAUUAUAUUGGAGCCCUUUCUCGGAUCCUUGGGAAACCGAUUGACCAGCAAGAUUCUUGUGAAACAGACGACGAUGAAGAUGAAACUAAGAAAAAGAAACUAAGAGUCGAGAGAGACGAACACAGCGAAUCACAGUCUUCGCCUGCUGAGAGUUCAAGCCUUCCUACUGACUUCGACUCGGGAAGUUCUCCAGACAGUUUUAUAUUCGAACAAGGUUUGUGGUACCUGGCCGAGCGGGAUGAAGAAAGUCCUUGUGAAAAUUUGAACAUUGAAGAAACGUAUGGUAUCAAACCACAGCAUACUCACAACUCCAGCAUCACGCUCACUUAAAAUACUGGAUAAUUAUUGCUAAAGACUAUCAAGUUAAGUUCUUUAGAAUUUGAGUUUAAAUAUUGUACGUGGAAAUAUUUCUGUGUGCAAUGGCAAGAUAAUAGAAAAUUUAAGCUUCUCCUUCAAGGAAAAUUAAAAAGACAUUGAACAAGCAAAUCGUUCUUCAGGGUUAGUGAAAAAGAAUUAUUGAAAAACAUUUCCACGUAGGUAAUAAUUGAUAAAAGAUUAAUAAAAGAAUACUUGCCUUGGUGUGAAUAUUUGCAAAAAGGUAAAGUGGAAUGAAGGGAAAUUAUGAAAUGUCAGUCUAGGAUGUUUGCCGUUUGUACUGAGACCGAAGAAAUCACAACGCGCGAUGAUCAUUCUGUCUAGUGUUUCCCAUGAAAUUAACCCAGGAUCAAAGUCUUACUUUUCACUUUUAAGCUGUGAAGAUUAAGCCCUGUGGAUUUUAGCUCAUGUGCACUAAUUAUAUAGCUUGGAGUAAACUGUAGAAUAUUAUUAACGAGACUAUUUUAUAUCAAUGAGAACUAUCUUUAUUUGAGUUCAAUUAAAUUUACGUUGAAGCUAUAAUUCCUUCAUGUAGAAGUUGGACACCUUGACACAAUGUUUGCCAAACCGAAAAUUUAGAGAGAUAAUUAUCAAUAAUCGUGUUUGUGUUAACAAUAAUCCGGCUUCAUUCACCAGAUGAUUCAAGUAGUAAAGAGGGAUUGGAUAUAUAGUAUUCGGAAAUUUUAAUAAAAGUUU
Actinia tenebrosa (Australian red waratah sea anemone) is the source of this 1505-nucleotide messenger RNA. RefSeq lists its product as uncharacterized. Gene Ontology annotation, biological process: anatomical structure morphogenesis; positive regulation of transcription by RNA polymerase II. The record is from RefSeq and is a predicted model, not a curated record. Lineage: Eukaryota; Metazoa; Cnidaria; Anthozoa; Actiniaria; Actiniidae. Gene Ontology annotation, molecular function: protein dimerization activity; E-box binding; DNA-binding transcription factor activity. Gene Ontology annotation, cellular component: nucleus.